Messenger RNA from Antrostomus carolinensis (chuck-will's-widow), 903 nucleotides. Its product is annotated as structural maintenance of chromosomes protein 3-like. The record is from RefSeq and is a predicted model, not a curated record. The annotation marks the transcript as partial. Gene Ontology annotation, molecular function: ATP binding; ATP hydrolysis activity. The transcript is spliced from 11 exons. NCBI's taxonomy places the organism in Eukaryota, Metazoa, Chordata, Aves, Caprimulgiformes, Caprimulgidae.
AUGGAUGAAGUGAGAAGCCAUCUAGAAAAAAACUACCUGUAUCAUACUCUUGUGGUGCUCGAGAUGCACAUUAAAACAAAACAAGACUAUAUUGUCUGUAAAAUAGGCAGUCUGGUAAUCAUUCAGGGCUUUCGAAGCUACAGGGACCAAACCAUCGUGGACCCCUUCAGCUCAAAACACAAUGUCAUUGUGGGAAGAAAUGGAUCUGGAAAAAGCAACUUUUUUUAUGCAAUUCAGUUUGUCCUCAGUGAUGAGUUUAGUCAUCUUCGCCCAGAGCAGAGACUGGCUUUGUUGCAUGAAGGUACAGGUCCUCGUGUGAUUUCAGCCUUUGUGGAAAUUAUUUUUGACAAUUCGGACAACAGGUUACCGAUUGAUAAAGAGGAAGUCUCACUUCGCAGAGUCAUUGGAGCCAAGAAGGACCAAUAUUUCUUAGACAAGAAAAUGGUGACGAAAAAUGAUGUAAUGAAUCUUCUUGAAAGUGCUGGAUUUUCUCGCAGUAAUCCCUACUAUAUUGUCAAACAAGGAAAGAUCAACCAGAUGGCCACAGCUCCUGACUCUCAAAGACUGAAGUUACUAAGAGAAGUAGCUGGUACCAGAGUAUAUGAUGAACGUAAAGAAGAGAGCAUUUCGCUAAUGAAAGAAACAGAGGGCAAGCGAGAGAAGAUCAAUGAGUUGUUGAAAUACAUUGAAGAGCGACUGCAUACCCUAGAAGAGGAGAAAGAAGAGCUGGCUCAGUACCAGAAAUGGGAUAAAAUGAGGAGAGCAUUAGAAUAUACCAUUUAUAAUCAGGAGCUUAAUGAAACCCGAGCUAAGCUUGAUGAGCUUUCUGCCAAACGAGAGACAAGUGGAGAGAAAUCCAGGCAGCUGAGAGAUGCACAGCAAGAUGCUAGAGAUAAAAUGGAG